GCGAGUGAGCUCAGCGCCCGGGGUUCUUUAAAUGGGACCCCGGCGUCCGGGACUCCGCUGCGGCUCAGGGCAGGUCCCGGGCGCUGGGUUCCCCAGGGCGGCCCCUGGCGGCGGAGCGCGGCGCUGACAGGUCCCAUGCCCCACGGCGCUGCCCCACUCAGGAUGUCGGUGCCCCUGGCCGAGCUCCCCACCAGCCCCCUGGCCCUGGAAUAUCUCAACGACUUUGACCUGCUGAAGUUUGAGGUCAAACGUGAGCCGGCUGGCCCGAUGGGCGGGGCCUCCCUGGGCCCCUCCCCCUGCAGCUCAGUGCCGCCCUCCCCCCCGCUGCGCGAGGUGGGGCUGGGGGCCGGAGGGGACCCCACGGCGGGGCUGGAGGAGCUGUACUGGCUGGCUGCGCUGCACCAGCAGAUGGCGGGGGGCGGGGAGGGGCUGGGGAUCAGCCCAGAGGAGGUGGUGGAGGCCCUGCUGGGGGGGGCGGCCGAGGGGGGCUUCUGCCCCGGGGGGCCGCUCCAGCAGCAACAGCAGCUCCCGCCCCUCCGGGACCGUUUCUCGGACGAGCAGCUGGUGGGCAUGUCGGUGCGGGAGCUGAACCGCCGCCUGCGGGGCUUCGGCAAGGACGAGGUGCUGCGGCUGAAGCAGAAGCGCCGCACGCUGAAGAACCGCGGCUACGCCCAGUCCUGCCGCUCCAAGCGGGUGCAGCAGCGCCACCUGCUGGAGGCCGAGAAGUCCCAGCUGGCCCAUGAGCUGGACGCCCUGCGGGGGGAGCUGGCCCGGCUCGCCCGCGAGCGCGACCUCUACAAGGCCCGAUGGGAGGAGCUGCUGCCCCAGCCCCCCUCGCCCGCCCAGUUCUUCCUCUGAGCCGCCCCCGGGCACUGGGGGGGGCAGCAGGGGGCGCUGCUCCGGGAAGGACUCAGGGGGUGUCCUUCCGCCCCUGGCCUGCAGGGGGCGCUGCUCCGGGAAGGACUCAGGGGGUGUCCUUCCGCCCCUGGCCUGCAGGGGGCGCUGCUCCAGGAAGGAUUUAGGGGGUGUCCCUCUGCCCCUGGCCUGCAGGGGGAGCUGCUCCAGGAAGGACUCAGGGGGUGUCCCUCCGCCCCUGGCCUGCAGGGGGAGCUGCUCCGGGAAGGACUCAGGGGGUGUCCUUCCGCCCCUGGCCUCCAGGGGGCGCUGCUCCAGGAA
Messenger RNA from Mauremys mutica (yellowpond turtle), 1176 nucleotides. It is a transcript of the gene NRL, whose product is annotated as neural retina leucine zipper. Bases 136 to 858 code for a protein of 240 amino acids. Lineage: Eukaryota; Metazoa; Chordata; Testudines; Geoemydidae. Gene Ontology annotation, biological process: regulation of transcription by RNA polymerase II. Gene Ontology annotation, cellular component: nucleus. Gene Ontology annotation, molecular function: RNA polymerase II cis-regulatory region sequence-specific DNA binding; DNA-binding transcription factor activity, RNA polymerase II-specific. The record is from RefSeq and is a predicted model, not a curated record. The transcript is spliced from 3 exons.